This is a messenger RNA of Dibothriocephalus latus, 585 nucleotides long. Lineage: Eukaryota; Metazoa; Platyhelminthes; Cestoda; Diphyllobothriidea; Diphyllobothriidae. The record is from the annotation of a GenBank genome assembly.
AUGCCACCUAAUUCCUCUGCGGUACCCAACAUUGCACCGGUUAGCCGAAGCCAGUUACUGGAGGACUUCCGCAACUCCACUUCACGUUUUCAACACAUACCCCUGUCGGAGCUCCGUGACCACAUUGUAGAAUUUGCACGGGAUCAGCACGGUUCCCGCUUCAUUCAGCAAAAACUCGAGACCGCUACUGUCACGGAGAAGAAUGUCGUCUUCGCGGAGAUAUUGCCUCAGGCUGGGAAGUUGAUGACGGACGUGUUUGGUAACUAUGUCAUCCAGAAGUUCUUCGAGUUCGGGACUGACGAGCAGAAGGAGCUGCUAUCUCAGUGCCUGCACGGCCACGUAGUAGAGUUUGCUAUGCAAAUGUACGGCUGCCGAGUCAUCCAAAAGGCCCUGGAAUCAGUCCCACUGGAGGCUAAAAUUCGUAUCAUUGGCGAACUGCGUCCCUGUGUGAUGCGCUGCGUCAAAGAUCAAAAUGGAAAUCACGUGAUUCAAAAGUGCAUUGAAUGUGUACCGCCACCGGAACUGGAUUUCAUCAUAUUUGCUUUUAGAAAUCAGGUAAGGACAAUUCCCUUCUGUGUGUUAUGA